This is a messenger RNA of Puntigrus tetrazona (Sumatra barb), 2256 nucleotides long. It is a transcript of the gene creb3l3b, whose product is annotated as cAMP responsive element binding protein 3-like 3b. Gene Ontology annotation, biological process: regulation of transcription by RNA polymerase II. Gene Ontology annotation, cellular component: nucleus. Gene Ontology annotation, molecular function: DNA-binding transcription factor activity, RNA polymerase II-specific; RNA polymerase II cis-regulatory region sequence-specific DNA binding. Lineage: Eukaryota; Metazoa; Chordata; Actinopteri; Cypriniformes; Cyprinidae. The transcript has 10 exons. The record is from RefSeq and is a predicted model, not a curated record. The coding region runs from base 141 to 1391 and encodes 416 amino acids.
AGAUUCAACUUUGUCCUAGAACAGAGAACACAUUCAGGAACACAGCUGUGAGGAGAAUGGCACCACACUGACGCUCUCAGCUUUCUUCUCAGGAUUUUAAUCAUUUUUGUAUUUCUGUUGGUGAUUCUAGCGCCUGGAACAUGGCCCUGCUCUCAGACAAGGCUUACUCUGGGAUUGAACUCCUAGACCUGCUCCUCGAGCCUCAUAAGGUCCCUCAUAUAGAGAGCAAUGGUGACCAUGGCAACCCCGCGUGGUCAGUCACAGAUCAAAGAAUUCUGUGUCACGGUGAAGGUGCUGUCGAUAACUUCCUGGACUCCCUGUUGCAAGCGUCCGAUGGCGUGUCCCAGCCCUGCUCUCCCCUCUGGGUCCCUUCACCCUCUGACAGCGGAAUCAGUGACGACACCCCCUCGGACCACCUGGACAGCCCGCCGUUUGACACGGUCUUCCUCCCGCAGCUUCCUCAUCUUCUUCCUCAGCACCUUCAGCAGAAGAACGCACCCGCCGCAUGCACAGAGCCUGAUAUCUCCAUCGAUCUGGCAGACUGGGAGGCCUGUCUGUUCUCUGAAGGUCUGACACACUCUCAGUAUACAUCAGCAGAGCCGGGAACUCAACCAGCCACCGUUUACCAGCUCAGCGUAAAAGACCUGCUGCUCUCCAACAUGGGAGAAGCGUCGAAACCCUCCGCCCAGCAAUCCCAGCAAGAACUGAUCCUCAAUGAAGAUGAGAAGAAACUUUUAGCCAAGGAAGGAGUCAGUCUUCCCAGCCAACUGCCACUUAACAAGUACGAAGAAAAGAUUUUGAAGAAGAUUCGGAGGAAGAUCCGCAACAAGCAGUCGGCGCAGGAGAGCCGUAAGAAAAAGAAGGAAUAUAUAGAUGGACUGGAGGACAGGAUGGCUGCCUGCAGCUCUCAGAAUCUGGAAUUACAGAGGAAAGUCCUCCAGCUGGAGAAGACCAACACGUCUCUGAUGGAGCAGUUACGCCGGCUACAGUCUCUGGUGAUGAACGGAUCCAGUAAACCUGCUCAGACGGGAACCUGCAUCCUGGUGCUGGUCAUCUCUUUCUCUCUCAUUCUCAUCCCGAGCCUCCAGCCCAUCUCACACCGGAGGGCCACUGACCCCGGAGACUUCAGCGGCGCGAAAGUUCAGUCCAGGUCACUGCGUUCAGUGAUGGAGGUCUACAGCGUCCAGCCCGGCUACUCGGUCGACAGGGAUGUGGACGCGUCCCCCUCGUCUCCUCACGGAAAGCAUCGGCUCCGACCCGAGUACGCCGACAUGGACCCUCUGCAUCACAACCACAGCCACAGAGACAGAGAGCAUCAUCACAGAGAUCCCGUCACGGGCCACGCCUCCGCACUGGGGUGGAUAACGCAUCAUGAGAAAGACGGGAAGUGAUGUCACGGGUUGGCGCGCAUUGUAGCAGACGCUCGACCAAGGCAUCGCCGCUCAGGACGUUGCUGACACGAAAAGCGGCCCACAGCUGUUUGGUUUGCUUGUAUGUGGCAUGCAGGUGCAGGUUUAUCUGAAUAGAUCACACUGCAAUAACAGACUGGAGCUGUAAAAAUAUGUUGCGAAAAGCAUUUUUAGUUUACUUGCAAAUGAUGCACCUUAUUGUAAGAGUACUGUAGGAAGGUUUCAUGCGAAUACAGUAACUUGGCAAAUUUAACGCCCGUUUCAUCCUCAAGCGUUCAUUGCUUGAACAUGAAUCGUUUCCAGCAUCGUGCAAAGAUUUGUUGCAAGUACCCUGGCAAAUCGUUUCCAUCUCAAGUGUUCAUUGCAGCAGCAUUUGUAAACAUUUGACCACGCCAUCGCAGCUCAAUACGUAUGGAAAAAAGAUUUGAACCCUGACUGUCAUCCUCAAGUUCAUCGCAUUCAUUUCUGGAAGCGUUUGGCUAUGAUAUUGCAGCUCAUUCCUGCUAAAAAACUGCCACAGACAGGAAUCUGAUCGACAUGCAAAGCAAACAACCACAGUCAGUUUUGGCAUUUAGGUUUGGGUAUAUCUAAAUAGGCUAUGCCGUAGGAAUAUAUUGCAGGCAAAGGUUGUACAGAAAACAACAAAAUUGAAUACAAUAAAGUAAAAUGUUGAAAAAAAAAAAAUCUCCCAAAACAAAUCACAGAUGCACAAAUGACUGCAGAAUGUUCUAAAAAGAUUUUAUGCAACGAAGCUGACUAAUCUAGUUAUUAGUCCUCAAACGUUCAUUUUAUCAACAUUUGUAAGCAUUUGAAUUUAAAUCUUGAAAUAAACUCUUAAAACUUGGCA